AGUGAGGGUGUGUAUAGGUGGGCGUACUUAAACAACAAACAGUGGACUGGCUCAGAGACUGGCUGUUACUUGCUUAGAGCUUGAGGGACGCAAUGAACUCCACAGCAGUGCUGAAGGUGGCCAAAGGAUUCUUCCCUUUAUUCUACUUGGUUUCACCAAGCCAGUCUUCAUUUAAACACUUGAGUGAGGUCCCAGACUAUGUUCAACAAGUGGUGCCCUAUUUCUUUGUGUUGAUUGCCUUGGAGGCUGUUGUGCGAUGGUUUCAAGACAAACCACUGCCACGAGUCAAUGACAGUAUCAGUUCUCUCACGGCCGGUACCUUCCUCAUGUUUGGUCGAGCAAUUAUUGGAACAUUUGAGAUUGUCAUCUAUGCCUGGAUCUACGAGAACUUCUAUUUCUAUCCCCUGCCCUGGGACUCUGCGGCUACCUGGUGGAUUGCUAUGAUCUUGAUCGAUUUCUUCUAUUAUUGGUUCCACAGGAUGGCUCAUGAGAUCAAUCUGUUCUGGGCGGCACAUCAAGUGCAUCACAGCUCACAGGACUACACACUCUCCACUGCACUCAGACAGUCUGUCAUGCAGCGAUUCAGCUCUUGGAUGUUCUAUUUACCGAUGGCUUUCUUUAUGCCACCUGCAAUGUACGUGGUUCACAAGCAGUUUAACCUGCUCUACCAGUUCUGGAUCCAUACGGAGGUAGUGAACAAACUGGGCCCUCUAGAAUGGUUCCUCAACACUCCGUCUCAUCACCGAGUGCAUCACGGCACUAACCCUUACUGCAUUGACAAGAACUAUGCUGGUGUGCUGAUCAUCUGGGACCGAAUGUUUGGAACAUUUGCCGAGGAGAAGGAGAAGGUCUACUAUGGACUAAUGCACCAGCCCAAAACUUGGAACCCCAUUUAUGCUCAGUUCUUUGUGUUUGCUCACAUUAUUCGGAGAGUAUGGUCCCACAAAGGCAUUACGGAGAAGUUGAGGUUUCUGUUCUACUCUCCCAGUUGGACUCCUGGUCACGGGAGAAUGGGUUUCGUCUACUCCGAACCUUACCCACCCGUAUCCGCACAUUUGAAGUCAAGAUUUGGCAAGCCUACUUCGUGGUGGCUCACUGUCUACACCGGCAUUCAAUUCACUACUGCAGUCUACUUAUCUCUGGAGCUGGACAAACUGAAAGCCCCCUAUUUUGUCUCCCUGUUGGUCAUUUUUUACCUGAUUCUUUAUUUUACAAACAUUGGGCUUUUGUUUGAUCUCAAUCCCAUGAGUGCUAAGAUCGAGGUGUUGAGACUGAUUAUCUUAUUGGCUGUGGACUAUGCACUGACACCACACACCGUCAUCACAGGGAUGCUACUCCACUUCACAAGAGCUGUUAGUGUGUUCUCUCUCGUCUUAUGGCUACUAAUUACAUUCAAACAGACAGCAAAUAAAACAGAACAGUGACAAUCAAAAAUAUUGCGCUAUAUAAAUAUAAUUAUUUAUAUAUACAGUCAUUACUAUUGUAGAUUGCCGAAAUGCUGUCAUGUAUAAUAAACUAUGCUUCUGAAUCCCCAAGUUAUGAUCCUCUGUAAAUUUGUGUGUGUGUGUCAUAUUGAAUAUGAGAAAUUAAACACAUUGG
This is a messenger RNA of Halichondria panicea, 1599 nucleotides long. Its product is annotated as alkylglycerol monooxygenase-like. Lineage: Eukaryota; Metazoa; Porifera; Demospongiae; Suberitida; Halichondriidae. The transcript is spliced from 8 exons. Gene Ontology annotation, molecular function: iron ion binding; glyceryl-ether monooxygenase activity. Bases 93 to 1424 code for a protein of 443 amino acids. The record is from RefSeq and is a predicted model, not a curated record. Gene Ontology annotation, biological process: lipid biosynthetic process. Gene Ontology annotation, cellular component: endoplasmic reticulum.